UAAAUUUCUCGGGAUAUAGAUGGAGGCACUUUGACCCCAACAAAAGCAGAAGCCCUCAGCUACUUCCACAAAAACCCUAAUAGCAAACGCCAUUAAAUGGAAUUCGACGAGAUCGAGUAUCUGGAGAAAACCGUAGAGGAAGCGGAAGAUCGAGACGAUUCGAAGAAGAGGAACAGCAGCAGCAGCAGCAGCAAAAAGAGAGAUGGAACCGAGAGAAGUUACAGGAAGCGAGAGGUCGAUGAUGAGGAUGUCGACAACGAUGAGAACCGAAAGGUGAAGAAAUCGAAAGCUGAGGACGAGAAAGGUCGUGAUCACCACCGGAGAGACCGAGAUAGAGAUAGAGAUAGAGAUAGAGAUAGAAGUAGUAGAGAGAAGGAUAGAGACAGAGAGAGAAGUGGCCAUAGGGAGAAAGAGAAGGAGAGAGAGAGGAGAGAGAAAGAUAAGGAGAGGGAAAGGAUAGAGAGGGAGAGAGAGGAGGAGAGAGACCGGAGAGAGCGAAGCAGGAGCCGGUCAAGGAGGCAUGAAAGCGAUUCUCGCGAGAAGGAAAAAGAGAGAGAGAUUGAUACAAGAGAAAGCAGUGUUUUGGUUGGCAGGAGAUUUAAAGAUAAGAAAGAAGCUGUGGAGCCUGAAGCAGAUCCAGAAAGGGACCAACGAACUGUUUUUGUGUACCAGAUGCCUUUAAAAGUGACAGAGAGAGAUGUUUAUGAAUUCUUCUCAAAAGCGGGCAAGGUGAGGGAUGUUCGAUUGAUAAUGGAUAGAAAUUCAAGGCGGUCAAAAGGAGUUGGGUAUGUUGAAUUCUAUGAUGCAAUGUCUGUGCCGAUGGCAAUAGCUCUUUCAGGUCAACUCCUUUUUGGGCAACCUGUAAUGGUCAAGCCUUCUGAGGCUGAAAAGAAUCUGGUUCAGUCUAGUGCUUCUAGUGGGGGCACAAGUGGCGUUGCUGGACCAUUUGGACCUGUUGACAGAAAACUAUAUGUUGGAAAUUUGCAUUUUAACAUGACCGAAAUGCAGCUUAGACAGCUUUUUGAACCAUUCGGUACUGUGGAGCUUGUACAACUGCCUCUUGACCUUGAGACAGGACAAUGCAAAGGUUUCGGAUUUGUUCAAUUCACUCAACUUGAAAAUGCAAAGGCUGCACAAAGUGCUUUGAAUGGAAAAUUGGAGAUUGCUGGUCGAACAAUUAAGGUUUCAUCUGUUACAGAACAUGGUGGGCAGCAAGACACUGGAGCAAAAUCUGCAGACUUCGAUGAUGAUGAUGGUGGUGGAUUGGCCUUGAAUGCUCAAUCAAGAGCAUUGCUUAUGCAGAAGCUGGAUCGCACUGGUAUUGCUACAAGUAUUGCAGGCUCUCUCGGAGUACCUUUGCUAAAUGGUUCAGCUUCGAAUCAACAAGCCAUUAGCUUGCCUAUCAUUGGGCAAACUGCUAUUGGAGCAGCAGCACUUUCAGCACCAGUUUUAUCUUCCCCUGCCUAUGAACCUAUUGGGCAACCCAGCGAGUGUCUAUUGUUAAAGAAUAUGUUUGAUCCAGCCACUGAGACAGAACCAGAUUUUGAUUUGGACAUUAAAGAGGAUGUAGAAGAAGAAUGUUCAAAGUAUGGUCAGGUGGAACAUAUUUUUGUGGACAAGAAUAGUACUGGUUGUGUUUAUCUACGGUUUGGCAGCAUCGAAGCAGCUGCUGGAGCUCAGCGUGCAAUGCAUAUGAGAUGGUUUGCACGCAGGUUAAUUUUAGCAGUUUUCAUGCCGACCAGUGAAUAUGAAGCAAGAUUUCAAAUUGGAGCUUGAAUGAGGGGCGCAGGGAAGGAAUCUCUUGUAACAGUUUUCAGCAUAGUAGUCUCAACAUCCUUUUUUCCUGGGAUGAUAAUUUAUGCAUCCUCGUUAUACGAAGCUCACAUGAUAAUCUUUAAUGAGUUCCCCAGCUGACUGUAUUCUUAAUUUUCUUCUCUGUUUUAGGUUUUGUUUCUUUAGUCCGUUGGUGCAUUGUUGUGUAGGUAUCUUAAGCUUUUGACCCCCACGAAGUAGUAUUAGCUUGAUUUGGAUACACUCGUGUUCGUUGGAUGAAAUAAAAUAUACUCGUGUAGGUUGGGCAGGCA
This is a messenger RNA of Populus nigra (black poplar), 2084 nucleotides long. RefSeq lists its product as uncharacterized. Gene Ontology annotation, biological process: mRNA processing. The transcript has 13 exons. Lineage: Eukaryota; Viridiplantae; Streptophyta; Magnoliopsida; Malpighiales; Salicaceae. The record is from RefSeq and is a predicted model, not a curated record. Gene Ontology annotation, cellular component: nucleus. The coding region runs from base 97 to 1776 and encodes 559 amino acids. Gene Ontology annotation, molecular function: RNA binding.